Molecule: messenger RNA, 1217 nt
Organism: Glycine soja
Lineage: Eukaryota; Viridiplantae; Streptophyta; Magnoliopsida; Fabales; Fabaceae
Product: TLC domain-containing protein At5g14285-like
Exons: 1
Coding region: 345-1106 (253 amino acids)
Cellular component (GO): membrane
Source: RefSeq, a predicted model, not a curated record
AAUUUAAAUUAUACUAAUUUUAAACACAAUACACAAAAUUGAUAGCUUCUAAACUCCAACAUAGAGUCCAAUAAAUAAAAGCCCAAGAGUGGAGAGUCAAUCAAACUCGUUGCUCCCUCACUCACUUUCAUUGAAUCUCUGAACCUACUCAUCAAAUCUCGAUUCCUCUUACCUUCCCUCACGAAAACGCACCCUCUUCAAUUUCAAACCACAUUCCUUUACUUCAAUCUCAAAACAAAACCAGCAGAAGUAUCGGAAUAAAAACCCAAAAUAUUCCCCCAAUUCCACCAACAAAAACAUUAUCACCAAAAACCAAAAGUCACAAACCAAAAACAACGAAAAAAAUGACAACAAUAACAACCACCUCGUUAGCGUCAUUAGAAAGCUGGGCCAUCCUCCCAUUCUUCAUUAUGUUCCUCUCCAUAUACUUGAUCGGAUACUUCCUUAUUUUCCGCAAACAAACCCCCAAGAUCCGACCCGAAUUCUCCAGCUGCCUGAUCUCGCUCUUUCACGGCACCCCCGCCGCAAUCCUCGGCUUCGCCGCCCUCCUCUCCGAUAGCCACCGCGGCUUCGCUGCCCCCAACACCGCCUUCCAGAAACUCGUCCUCGACUACAGCGCCGCCUACUUCCUCACAGAUCUUCUUCACUACGUCUUUUUCUACCCUAGCGACGUGCUCUACAUCGCGCACCACGUGGCGACCCUCUUCGUGGUCCUCACGUGCCGCCACGCGGUCUCGCAUGGCGCGUUCGCAGUCCUCGUCCUCCUCGUCCUCGCCGAGGUCACCAGCGCGUGCCAGAACGCGUGGACCAUCGCGGGGGCGCGGAAGGGUGAGGACGCGCGAGCCAGGCGCGUGCACGACGCCCUCUCGCCGCCGUUUUACGCGGCGUAUUCGGUCGUGAGGGGGCUCGUUGGGCCCUACUUUGUGUACCGGAUGGUUGUGUUCUACGCGAGUGGGGGCGCGCGUGGGCUUGUGCCCGUUUGGGCCUGGGCUUCGUGGGUCUUGGUUGUGGUUAUGGCUAUUGGGGUUAGUAUCUUGUGGAUUUGUAAUCUUUGGGUUCAAUUUUUUAGGGAAAGGAGGUUGAAAUUGGAAGAGAAAAUUAGAUAGAGAACAGGGUUUGUUGUUCUAAGCAAAAGCAGUUAGAAUUAUUAACAAUGUUCUCUUUGUUUUUUUCAAAAAAAAAAUAUUACUUGUUUAUUACUAUUACUAUUAUUCUAA